Aricia agestis (brown argus) is the source of this 1698-nucleotide messenger RNA. Its product is annotated as neurofilament heavy polypeptide-like. Bases 1 to 1698 code for a protein of 565 amino acids. NCBI's taxonomy places the organism in Eukaryota, Metazoa, Arthropoda, Insecta, Lepidoptera, Lycaenidae. The transcript has 2 exons. The record is from RefSeq and is a predicted model, not a curated record.
AUGGAUAAGCGCAAUUUGGAAAAUACUCCCCGGGCGGGUACCAGCAAUGGAGAAUCCCGUGCACCCUCGAAAGAGGGUGUCUGCCGCGUGUAUACGGGGGCGGCACAAAGUGCGUCGAGUGAGGCGGAGGCUGCCAAGGCGGCGAGACAGAAGGCCAUUUUGGCGGCGCUAGGAGGAGGAGGUGACAGCGCGAAGAAACGCGACAGCCCGAAGCCGGCGCCCAUUACCGCGCCGGCAGCGGAGCUUUUAACGGAUGAGGACGUUGACUUCAGCCAGCCGCAGCCCAACGGCGUUGAGCGGAUGCUGAAGUUAAUGCAGAAGAGGAAACUGAGAGGCGACAAGGAUCUGCCGCGUGUUCUUUUGACACGCGACGUGAAAAUGCCGCCUCCAAGUACUGGAAAGGACUCUCUGACUGGUAGAGACUCCCCUCGUGGUCGAGUCUCCCAACAUGGAUUUGACUCCCUCGGUCGUGACAGCGAGGACUGGCUCUCGGACUCCAGCGAAAUGUCCAGCAUGUCGCUGGACUCCGAGGGACUGCCCGCACUUACCCCGGAUAGGACUCACCGUAAGAGACGGAACACGGAGGAAGACAUGGCGCCGACCCUCAGUAAAGGGGUGGUGCCCAAAUCUAAGAAAGGACGCGGCCGCCCGCCAACAACCGGACAAUAUGUCGGUUUGGCGAAGGCGCAGGCCGACUUGAACCGAGAGAAGGAGGAGGCCCUUCGACUUCAGGCUGAAGAAGAGGUGGCCGAGGCGGCCAGGGCCGCUCGAGAGACGCGGUCUUCGCUCCUCGCGAGCCCUGCGCCCAUAGACAGUGACAGGCCGGAGCAGACCAUCAACGCUCUGGCUAAAUGCGUGGAGACUUCGUUGACGACGAUCACCAUGGUCGCAACGAAGUCCAACAAUUUGAAGGGGACAUUUCAGCGCCUUCUUAAGGAGGCGGUCAGCGAUAUACGCGCGACCGUCGCCGAAAUGAAGAACCGCGGAACGACAGACGAAGUAAGAGCCCUCGAAGCUCAGAAUGCGCGACUCCAACAGGAGGUGGAGUCUAUGCGCAGAGAAGUAGAGGGCCUACGUCAGCAGAUGACAAAGCCGGCCGAGCAGGACAUGCGCCAGCUGUUGUCUGAGGUCUCUCGCUCUAACGUAGAGACCUUCAGCAACAUGCUGAACGCUCGGCUGGCCGGUCUGGAAAGCCGGCUCUUACCGGAGCCACGGCUCCGACCUCCGCUCGCGGCGGACAGAGUAGGGAGUGUUACUCCAGCCGCUGUCGUGAGUGUAGAGGCAAUACCGGAGGAGGUAAUACCGGAGCAGACGCCGGGGACCCCGAAGCCAAAAGCCAAGGGGAAACCGGCCCAAAAGAAGACGCGGCAGCCUGUCGCCACAGAGGCCCCACAAGAGGCCCCGGCCGCGCCCGAGGCGCCCAAGGCCAAAAAGGGCCGAAAGAAGAAAAAGCGGCCGUCAAUGGCUGCUCAGGAGGCGACACAAGGGGGAGCGAACACCAGCGCCCCUCGUACUGAGGCCCCAUGGACCACGGCCGCUGGCAAGGCCGAAAGGGGGCACGAGCUGGGCAGAUGUCCAUCUGCUAAAAAGCCGGCCCCCGGAGAAGACAAGGCGCCGACCAAAAAGGCCCGACAGAAGUCGAGGCCAAGGGGCGCGCGGGCUCCGCCCGUUUCCGCCCGAAUGGAGACGGAUGCCUAA